AUGGCUCAGAAAGGAACUAACGUUCAUUCAGAGAAACUCUCUUGUUCCAUGUGUGGGGAUCUGCUGAAGGAUCCGGUGGCUCUUCACUGUGGACACAGCUACUGCAUGAACUGUAUUGAAGCCCACUGGGAUGCAGAGGACGGUGAGAGAACCUACAGCUGCCCUCAGUGCAGGAAGACCUUCAAACCGAGGCCUGUCCUGGAGAAAAACGUGCUGCUCGCAGAGUUAGUGGAGGAGCUGAAGAAGACUGGACUCCAAGCUGCUGCUGCUGAUCACUGCUAUGCUGGAGAUGAAGAUCUGAUGAAGAUGUUCUGUCGCACUGAUCAGCAGCUGAUCUGUUAUCUCUGCUCUGUGGAUCAACAUAGAGGCCACGAAACAGUCUCAGCUGCAGCAGAAAGGAAGCAGAAGCAGAAGAAGCUCCAGAGUAGUCGACUGAACAUCCAGCAGAGGAUCCAGGACAGAGAGAAAGAUGUGAAGCUGCUUCAACAGGAGCUGGAGGCCAUCAACGUCUCUGCUGAUAAAACAGUGGAGGACAGUGAGGAGAUGUUCAUGAACAUGAUCCAUCUGAUCCAGAGAAGAAGCUCUGAGGUGAAGCAGCAGAUCAGAUCCCAGCAGGAGGCUGAAGUGAGUCGAGUCCAAGAGCUGGAGGAGAAGCUGCAGCAGGAGAUCAGUGAUCUGAAGAGGAAAGACGCUGAGCUGAAGCAGCUCUCAGAGACACCAGAUCUCAGCCGUUUCCUCCACAAAUACCCCUCAGCGUCAGCACUCAGUGAGUCCACACACUCAUCCAGCAUCAGCAUCCGUCCUCGGAGGCACUUUGAGGACGUGACAGCAGCUGUGAAAGAGCUCAGAGAUAAACUACAGGACAUUCUGAGGGAUGCAUGGACAAACAUCUCACUGGCCAUCACUGACGUGGAUGUUCUCCUGUCAGAACCAACGACCAGAGCUGGAUUCUUAAAAUAUUCACGAGAAAUCACUCUGGAUUCAAACACAGCACACAGGAAGCUGGUACUAUCUGACGGGAACAGAAAAGUGACAUCAGUGAAUGAACCUCAGUCUCCUCCUGAUCAUCCAGACAGAUUCACCAGAUACUGUCAGGUCCUGAGCAGAGAGAGUCUGACCGGACGCUGUUACUGGGAGGUGGAGUGGACUGGAGAUCGAGCUAACGUAGCGGUCUCAUACCAGAACAUCAGCAGAGCAGGCAGAACAUCUGAAAGCGCAUUUGGAUUCAACGACAAAUCCUGGGCUUUGCGCAGCGACACCAACAGUUGUGUGUUUCUGUACAACAAAACUCAAACCCCCGCCUCAGGUCGUCCCUCAUCCAGAGUGGGAGUGUACCUGGAUCACAGAGCAGGUGUUCUGUCCUUCUACAGAGUCUCUGACACCAUGACCCUCCUCCACAGAGUCCAGACCUCGUUCACUCAGCCGCUACACGCUGGAGUUGGACUUUAUUUUAACGGAUCCACUUUAGAGUUCAUUAAACCUGAAGAGACUCUUUGA
Stegastes partitus (bicolor damselfish) is the source of this 1497-nucleotide messenger RNA. RefSeq names its product tripartite motif-containing protein 16-like. The transcript is spliced from 2 exons. Gene Ontology annotation, molecular function: protein binding; zinc ion binding. The coding region runs from base 1 to 1497 and encodes 498 amino acids. The record is from RefSeq and is a predicted model, not a curated record. NCBI's taxonomy places the organism in Eukaryota, Metazoa, Chordata, Actinopteri, Pomacentridae.